Molecule: messenger RNA, 1349 nt
Organism: Saccostrea echinata
Lineage: Eukaryota; Metazoa; Mollusca; Bivalvia; Ostreida; Ostreidae
Exons: 14
Coding region: 87-1067 (326 amino acids)
Source: RefSeq, a predicted model, not a curated record
UGAAGCAAUAGAGAACCCCCAACAAUUCACACUUGGUCACUUGGAGAAACUAAAAACAAAUAAGAAAUAUGUACCACUAAAGAUAUAUGCAAAGGCCAGAGGGAAAGAUAUCUGAUGAAUUUGAAGACUUUGAAGAGCUGGAUCUUGAGACCCCAAAGAAAGAGAGAAAACAUGGAAUGAAAGCAUCCACAGAAUGUUAUGAUUUGGAGCCAUCAACAUCAAAGGAAUUAGAUGGGAAAGGGUCACCACUAGGCAGUAAUGUAGAGGAACAACCACAUAGAAAAAUAAAAUUGUCUCCAAUCAUUAUUGAAAAUGAGGGUUCUGAUGAUGAUUGUAAACUCCCUAAAAUGGAAUUAUCAAGAUCAACCCAAAAGGAAAAGAGAAAACGAGACAUGAAAGCAUCCACAGAAUGUUAUGAUUUGGAGCCAUCAACAUCAAAGGAAUUAGAUGGGAAAGGGUCACCACUAGGCAGUAAUGCAGAGGAACAACCACAAAGAAAAAGAAAGUUGUCUCCAAUCAUUGUUGAAAAUGAGAUUUCUGAUGAGCUACCAGACAUUGAGGUACCCUCUCUUUCUUCAGACAUUAAUACAGAUCCUAAGUCUGAUGCUCUUUCGAAGGAGGAUGUACCGGUAUUAGAGGAUUUGCCACUAAUGGACAGUGAAGUAGCAGCAUUUUGUGAUGUCUUGGAAAAGAAGAUAAAGAGAAAGGAGAUGGCAGAUGGAAUAGCCUUGACAUUCCCAGACAAUGGAAAGAUGGUGACUGUGGUGUAUGAAAAUCAUGGGGGAAUGUCAUUUUCUAGGGCCUUUCAUCAUACAGACACAGUACAGAGUGUGUACACAUUUCUUUGUCAGAUUAUUGACCCAGAAAUUCUCCCUUCUGUAUUCCAUUUGGAAUGCAUUUCACCAACCACCUGUACAGAAAGAGAAUGCAUUCAUUGUUUUGAGCUCACAGAGUGUUUUGAAAUGCCAAUUGAUAAAUUGCCAUCAUUGUUGGUAUUGAAAGAGGGGAAUUAUCUGGUGGAUGAAACCAUGACAUUUUAUGGAACUGUGCUUUUAAAGAAAAACUAGACUGGCGGGUUCUACAUAACUGUCCGGUUUAUUUGUGUUCAUCUUUUGAUUAAACUCUUAACCAAAGUUUACUGAAAUCAGAAUGCCUGUCUAUCGUAAACAAUUUCUAUCAGAAGACUAUUCAGUAUUUUUAUGCCCCCAACCAUGAAAUGGUCAGGCAUAUAGUGUAUAUCAUUUUGUUUUCAUUCCAUCACAGUAAGCUUUUUUGUUGGGUAUACAAAUGAGUUGCUUUGUAAUAUGUGUCUUUAUUUUGCUGAUUGAGAAAUAAAGACUUGAUGGUUU